Messenger RNA from Drosophila grimshawi, 742 nucleotides. RefSeq lists its product as uncharacterized. Bases 31 to 666 code for a protein of 211 amino acids. NCBI's taxonomy places the organism in Eukaryota, Metazoa, Arthropoda, Insecta, Diptera, Drosophilidae. The transcript is spliced from 2 exons. The record is from RefSeq and is a predicted model, not a curated record.
GAGCUUGGCAAAAUUGAAGGUAUCAUACAUAUGAUCGGGAACUGGAGCUUAUUUGCAUGCGUUCUGGCGCUGCUGCCAGUCAUUAUAAUCGGAGAAUGCGAAAAGAAAAGAGUAAAUGGUGGUCAAAAUGGAGAACCUACAACAACAGCAGCUGGUGCUACAAAUAAUAAACCGGACGAUAAUCCUACUACAUCUACCACAACAACAGAAAGCAUAAUCAAACUUCUAGAUAAUCACUUAACAGAGAAGCUGAUAAGGGUUAUCAAUUCCAAAGAAGGAUACUUUCGUGGCAAUGAAGAAUAUGAAAAUCACAUCGACGAUGUAAUUCGAGUCAGCAAAUUGUCGGAACAAUUUUAUUCAGAGAAGUAUUUCGUUUAUAAGACAUUUGUAUCUUAUAACCAACGACGAAUAGAGCUUGAGGAAAAAAUUAGUGAACGUAUUCAUGAGCUUUGGAAUCUUUUAGAAAAGGGCAGUAAAUGUUUUGAUUUUUAUAAAAAACAGUUGUUUGCCCUCAAUAAAUCCUUAACAAAAUCAAAUGCACAGAAAGCAAACAUAUUAAUGGAAAAUAAAGAUACCUGUUCAUCAGAAGACAAUAAAAAUGAUCAAACUGAUUAUUCAGAUAACGAUAAUGACUAUAUGUUCAAUAAUGAAUAUUAUGAUUACUGAUUACUGAAUAUUAUGAUUACCGGUGGCAUCAUAUCUAAUGGAUUCAAAUUUGAUAUAUGACGAAAAUAAAAUAAAA